GUCCUUUUGUUCGAAAAUAUACCCUAUAAAGUCUUCUCUUUCUUCCUUCUCUUUUCCAUUACGUUAUCGUCUCCUCUGUGUUGCCCUACACUACUCCUCUUCUCAUCUUCGUUUAACGUAUAAUCCUCCGAUUUCUCUUCAAUUUCUAUCAUAAAACUUACCAAAUCCUCAAUUUCCCUCCAUCUAUUACUUUUAUUUGUAAUCUUUCAUCAUCAACUUGUGCAGAACCCGAAACCCUAAUUUUCUGUUGCCUCACCCUCAAAUCUGUCGCAAAUCUUUGAUCUAUCAAUCCAGAAAUUUGCAUCUGUUUUGUUUUUUGUUGUCAAGAAUUUUGUUGGCGAUUUAUUGAUUCAUAUUUUCUCUCAAUCUUUGUCGGACCUACUUGGGCGUUGUCUGAUUUCAGUUCGCUGCCCGGAGAUUCGGUUUCGCCAAUAAAAUUCUUGGUGGAAUUCCUGAACUUCGAGGAAUUUUAGUAAUCUGGCUUCUGUUUUUACGAUUUCAUUGUUUUUGCGUCGCUUUGGUUGAUCUGUUUUAUUUCUGAAAAUGGUCGGUGGUGGAAGCAGGAGGGACGAGGGUUCUUUGGUUAUCAACAACACCAACGUUUUUGCAGCCCUUGAGACUCUCAGGAAGAAGAAGAAGUCUGACAAGGAACGCAAGAAUAAAGGGUCUAAGUCUCAGUCCGCCCAGCCUAAGGAACCCGAACCUCAGGUUUUUUGGGCACCAGCUCCAUUAACUUCAAAAUCCUGGGCUGAUGUUGACGAUGAAGAUGAUGACGAUUACUAUGCCACGACUGCUCCGCCACAGGCUGUGUGGGGCUCCUCGGAGGCUCAUGAGAGCAAGGAGAGGCCGAACAUUGUAGAGGAGAGUGAGAGUGAUGAUGACAUCCUCGAUGAAGUUGAUUAUGAUCUUGAGGAUGAGCAUGAUCAUGAUCAUGAGCAUGAGCAUGAACCAGAGGUUCUUGUGCAUCCUGAGCCAGCUGUGAAGAAGGCUCCUGAAGCCUCUGUGGCACCAAAGGAGGCUGAUAGGCAACUUUCCAAGAAGGAAAGGAAGAAGAAGGAACUUGCUGAACUUGAUGCCCUUUUGGCUGAUUUUGGAGUAAGCCAGAAAGACAGCAACAGUCAAGAUGAGUCUCGUGAUGUGCAAGAAAAAAGAGAUGGAGAAUCCAAUGGAGAUGGGGAAAAGAAGGAAAAUGCCCCUUCGGAGUCGAAAAGUGCCAAGAAGAAGAAAAAGAAGGAAAAGAAAGAGGUUAAAGAUCAGGAUCAGCGAAACAGUUCCGAAGUUAACACGGGGAUAGAUGAACUUGCUGGCAAUGACGAUGCGGAGGAAGACACAUCGGCAGUUGAUGUGAAGGAGCGUCUCAAGAAGGUGACAUCCAUGAAGAAGAAGAAAUCUAGCAAAGAGAUGGACUCUGCUGCCAAAGCUGCUGCCGUUGAGGCUGCAGCAAGGAGCGCGAGACUUGCAGCAGCGAAAAAGAAAGAUAAGAACCAUUACAACCAACAGCCCGUGCGGUAAACAACGACCUUGUUUUCCUUUUUUUCCGUCUAUAACGGGACAUACGUUUCUCAUUGUUUGUAUAAGCAAUGCAGAAUAAUCUCUCUGGGCUCUCAAAUCUGGUUUUGUGGACAGUGGCAAUUAGUUGUAUUAAAAUGGAUUGGGGGAAUUUUCACCUUUUUCUUUUGUGGAUCCCUUGUUGUUCAUCGUUUUAGUCUCCAACUGUGUUCUUGCAUGUUUGCUCUUUAAAACUUUUGGCUCUAGGUGCAUCUGAAAAUAUGCAAAAUGAAGCUACAGAAACUGUGAUUGCUUCUCCCUAACUCUGCCACCUUGAUGAGAAGUAAGAAAUAAGAACAGAGCUCAAGAAUA
This is a messenger RNA of Cucurbita moschata (crookneck pumpkin), 1860 nucleotides long. Its product is annotated as nucleolin. The transcript has 3 exons. Bases 544 to 1512 code for a protein of 322 amino acids. The record is from RefSeq and is a predicted model, not a curated record. Lineage: Eukaryota; Viridiplantae; Streptophyta; Magnoliopsida; Cucurbitales; Cucurbitaceae.